CCGUCACGUCAAGUGUCGAGCAGGCCACUUCUUCCCACCACCGCACCGCCGCCAACACGAUAACCAUCGACUUACCGUCAACCGUCGUCGACCCGCGAAUCUCGCAGUUAAAGUGCCGACGUUCGAUUAGUCGAUAUACACGUGUCAUGUAAGAAAUGUGAGAACGCGACGCGACGACGUUUAUACGAGUUUCCAGUACAAAAAGGUCUAUCAUGCCUUCUACACGAGAUCUCGUCAACGAACUCAUCGCCAAGGACUCGGUCGUCAUAUUCUCCAAGACGUAUUGUCCUUACUGCACAAUGGCCAAGAAGGUGUUUGACUCGUUGAAGAAGAAAUACACGGCGAUAGAGUUAGACGAUAGGGAAGACGCAGCGGAGAUACAAGAUGUGUUGGGCGAAAUAACUGGUGCCAGGACAGUGCCCAGGGUAUUCCUCAAUGGAGAAUGCUUAGGCGGCGGUACCGAUGUCAAGAAAUUGUACGAGAGCGGCGAGCUAGAGAAAAAAUUUUAAAUUUUUAUUGCCGAAGCGUCUUGUGAUUAUUUACCUAUAAUUUGUUCAUAACAAGGGGCUCUCUAUAAUAACAAUAAAUCAAUAAAACACAACUGCGCUGAUGCAAGAGAGGAAAAAGG
This is a messenger RNA of Solenopsis invicta (red fire ant), 628 nucleotides long. Its product is annotated as glutaredoxin-C4. Bases 213 to 509 code for a protein of 98 amino acids. The transcript has 3 exons. Gene Ontology annotation, molecular function: glutathione disulfide oxidoreductase activity. Gene Ontology annotation, biological process: cellular response to oxidative stress. The record is from RefSeq and is a predicted model, not a curated record. Gene Ontology annotation, cellular component: cytoplasm. NCBI's taxonomy places the organism in Eukaryota, Metazoa, Arthropoda, Insecta, Hymenoptera, Formicidae.